Molecule: messenger RNA, 1381 nt
Organism: Dendronephthya gigantea
Lineage: Eukaryota; Metazoa; Cnidaria; Anthozoa; Malacalcyonacea; Nephtheidae
Product: histamine N-methyltransferase-like
Exons: 1
Coding region: 108-986 (292 amino acids)
Source: RefSeq, a predicted model, not a curated record
UUGCAAUUUUUUACGCAGCAUUGUGGCAUGGCACCACAUAAAUAAUAAAUUCGGACACUCAGAAGUGUCCUGCAACUGCAAGUGCUGCAAGACACGUACAUUUGGCGAUGGCGAGAAUCCUAGAUGAGGGAUAUUAUUAUAAAAGAUACAAUGUGUUCAAAAGAUAUUGUAAACAAGAAGAAGAAGGGCUCCAGACGCUACAAACCUACUUGCCGAUUCGAAUCGAAAAAUUGAUUAAUUCAAGCGUUGAGAAACAACACGAGUUCAAGAUUCUUAGUGUUGGCAGUGGAACAGGAGACGUUGAUUUGAAGUUUGUGGAAAUUCUACUCGAGGAAUUGAAGAAACACAGCUCUGAUGAUCAAAACACGACGAUAUAUCUGCGAGUGGUUGAACCGAAUUCAUCUUCGUGCAAACAAUUCAGCGACGCCGUAGAAGCGCGUCGAGAUUUGCCAAUCCACAUCGACAUUCGAGCCCAAACCUUUGAUGAAUAUAUUCAAAUUGAGCAAAAUGCAGGCAUUGCAUUUGACAUAAUAUAUUUUAUUCACAGCAUUUAUUUUAUUGAAGAGGAAAAAGCGAUUCCUUACUGUUUGGAAGAGAUAUUGAAAGAUCGGGGUUGUCUCUUUUUCAUGUAUUCUGAUGAGGGAAUGCUGAAGCAAGUAUCAUUUGAAAUCGAGAGACGAUCUAAUGACAGGUUGAUAAAAUUCACCGAAAAAAAAGGUCCGAAAUUGAUUGAAAUCGUUGAGAAACUUGACUGGAAGUAUGAAGUACAUUCACAUCAAAAUUGUAUUGAUGUGUCUGAAAUCGUGGUCGGAUCAGACAGUGGUGACCUGCUUCUUGACUUCAUAACCCAUGAAGUCGACUUUCGCAAGAAUGCCGAUGCAAGUUUGGUUGAUAGAGUUCUGGCAGUGACAAAAAACGCGAGCUUCGUGAAAGAUGGAAAAUAUCUUUGCAUGAAAACUGAUACUUUGUUGGUCGUGCACAAAUAGAAUAUCGGAAUGAUGAUUUGCAAUAUAAAAGAAAUAUGACGAACUUCCAAGUUCCUGUCUUGUUUUAACCUAUAUUUUGAACAGGCCGCUAGUAUUGUUGUCAACAUUGAGAUUUGAAUCUUUCGCAGAUAUCUGAAAUAUGAUGUCUUAAAUAACGAACACUGACAUUUGUGAAAUUGUGUAACAUGUAUUUUGCCACAAUUACUGCUUCAAAAUUCAAUUUUAUUUUGCUGCCGGCUUCAUAUAAUUUUCCUUAAUUCUCAUUGCGUUUUGAAGACGAUAUUUACCAAUACUGCACACUACACCCACACUGAUCAUCAACACUGCAUAAAGUGUAAACAAUACUAUACUAGACUUAAAAUACGCGCUGUAGUAAAUGAUGAUUUGAAACGCAU